Neoarthrinium moseri is the source of this 1152-nucleotide messenger RNA. RefSeq lists its product as uncharacterized. The coding region runs from base 1 to 1152 and encodes 383 amino acids. Gene Ontology annotation, biological process: D-sorbitol catabolic process. The transcript is spliced from 5 exons. The record is from RefSeq and is a predicted model, not a curated record. Gene Ontology annotation, molecular function: L-iditol 2-dehydrogenase (NAD+) activity; zinc ion binding. NCBI's taxonomy places the organism in Eukaryota, Fungi, Ascomycota, Sordariomycetes, Amphisphaeriales, Apiosporaceae.
AUGACGGUUCCGGUCACCACGAACGGCAUCAACGGCGUGAGUGGAAAGCACAAUGUCAAGACGUCACACCCGAAUCCUUCCCUGCAGGUGACCGCCGACCAUCAGAUCAAGAUGGUCGAGGCACCUGUCGAGGAGCCAGGCCCCGGCGACGUUCUGUUGCACAUCAAGGCGACCGGUAUCUGCGGAUCCGAUAUUCACUUUUGGAAAGCGGGAAGAAUCGGGUCAUUGGUUGUCGAAGGUGAUUGUAUUCUCGGACACGAGGGGGCCGGUGUAGUGUUGAAGUGUGGCGAGGGCGUGACAGACUUGAAGCCAGGCGACAGGGUUGCAGUAGAGCCCGGUGUGCCCUGCGAAAAGUGCUUCCUAUGUCGCGAAGGUAGAUACAACCUUUGCGAAGAUGUCGCAUUUGCAGGCGUUUACCCAUACGCUGGUACGGUUCAGCGAUAUAAGGUGCAUCCUGCGAAGUGGCUCUACAAGCUCCCAGACAACAUCACCUGGGCCGAGGCCGCUCUGCUUGAGCCCUUAAGUGUAGUGCUUCACGGCGUGAAAACUGGUGGACUGAGUCUUGGAAAGCCGGCCCUCAUCUGCGGAGCUGGACCAAUUGGAUUAAUUGCGCUUGCUGCGGCGAGAGCAUCCGGUGCACACCCGAUCGUCAUCACAGAUCUUGAGCCGAAGCGACUGGCAUUUGCGAGAGACUUCGUCCCAGGGUGCAUCACGUACCAAGUCGACCGCACUUUAUCUUCAGAAGAGAACGCACAGGCUGUCAGACUUCUAUACGGCAACACUGAGUACUCAGCGCCGUCAACAGUGUUGGAAUGCACUGGAGUGGAGAGCAGUAUAAUACUCGGAACAUUCGCUGUGAGAAGAGGUGGUGUUGUCUGUGUAAUUGGAGUCGGUAGGCCAGUGAUGAACAACCUACCAUUCAUGCACAUCUCACUGGCUGAGAUUGACCUUAGAUUCAUCAAUCGAUACCGCGACACAUGGCCCGCGGGUAUUAACUGCUUGAGUGGCGGCAUUUUGGACCUGAAGAAGUUGGUCACGCACGAGUACCCGCUGGAAGAUGCUCUUGAAGCUAUGAAUCUGUGCUCAGAUCUUUCGAAGGGAAGCAUCAAGGUUCAAAUAGUGGACAAUGUAGAUGCUGAGAUCGUUUCAUGA